Messenger RNA from Maniola jurtina (meadow brown), 5264 nucleotides. RefSeq names its product exportin-7-B (gene Ranbp16). Gene Ontology annotation, molecular function: nuclear export signal receptor activity; small GTPase binding. NCBI's taxonomy places the organism in Eukaryota, Metazoa, Arthropoda, Insecta, Lepidoptera, Nymphalidae. Gene Ontology annotation, biological process: protein export from nucleus. Gene Ontology annotation, cellular component: cytoplasm; nuclear pore. Bases 1 to 3288 code for a protein of 1095 amino acids. The record is from RefSeq and is a predicted model, not a curated record. The transcript is spliced from 24 exons.
AUGAAAAUAACAAAGAUGGCCGAAGAACAGGAGGUGAUCCAAAUAGAACUUCUGUGCAAGCAGCUGUAUGAGUCCCAGGAUCCAGCUAUCCGGGACCAGGCUGAGAUUGCUGUCGUCAGAUUCCAGGAGUCUCCUGACACCCUGAGUAAAUGCCAGGCUUUGCUGGAGAGGUCCAACUCAAGUUACUCCCAGCUGUUAGCAGCUACUACACUCGCCAAGCUUAUUAGCAGGUCUACCACAAGUUUCACAGUGCAGCAACGUCUGGAUAUACGCAACUAUGUCCUCAACUAUCUCGCUACCCGGCCCAAGCUCGCCAACUUUGUUGUGCAGGCCCUGGUGUCACUUUUCGCGCGUAUCACGAAGCUGGGCUGGUUCGACACCGUCAAAGAGGAGUUUGUGUUUCACAACGUCAUGAACGACGUCUCCAGCUUCCUGCAGGGCCCAGCAGAACUAUGUACAAUUGGUGUACAGCUGUUGUCACAGCUGAUUGUGGAAAUGAACCAGAUGUCGGAUGCGGACGCGAGCCGAUCCAUCAGCAAACACAGGAAGAUUGCAUCCUCCUUUAGAGACACCCAGCUAUUCGAGAUGUUUCGGCUAGCUUGCUCGCUGUUGGGUGCGGCUAGAGGCGAGGCGCUAAGCGAGGCACGCGGCGAGUCACACGCUCUGCUGGCUGCCUUGCUGCGUCUGGCACACAACUGUCUGACCUUUGACUUCAUUGGCACCACUAGCGACGAGUCUUCUGACGAUCUUUGUACAGUACAGAUUCCCACAUCCUGGCGACCGACAUUCCUGGAAGCUGGUACCCUGGAACUGUUCUUCGAACUCUACCACAGCGUGCAAGGCACCAGCGGCAGUCUUGCUCUGGCGUGUCUUGUGCAGCUGGCGUCUGUACGAAGGUCACUCUUCAGUAACAGCGAGCGCGCCAAGUUUCUCAACCGCCUGUGCGCUGGCAUCAUGCGUAUACUGGAGGAUACUCAGGGUCUAUCGGACCCCUUAAACUACCACGAGUUCUGUCGUCUGCUGGCGCGCCUCAAGUCCAACUACCAGCUUGGCGAGCUGGUGGUAGUGGAUGGAUAUCCUCGACUUAUAGAACUGAUCGCCAAGUUUACAGUUCAAAGUUUACAGAUGUGGCAAUUCGCGCCGAACUCAGUCCACUAUCUUCUGUCGCUAUGGCAACGCAUGGUCGCGUCCGUGCCGUACGUCAAAGCGUCCGAGCCGCAUUUGCUGGACGUUUACGCGCCCGGUGUGACCGCGGCCUACGUCGCGUCUAGGUUGGACUCUGUCGCGUUGAUAGUGAGGGAGGGGCUGGAAGAUCCCUUAGACGAAGUUGGAACACUCCAGCAGCAGUUGGAACAGGUGUCGGUGAUAGGGCGGUGCGAGUACGGCAAGACCUGCCAGCUCCUGGUGGCGCACUUCGACCGCGCCGCUGCCAGCUACAGUGUGGAGACCAAUCCGCAGCAGAUACUGCAACUGCAAGGUCAACUAACAUGGCUGGUGUACAUAAUCGGCGCAGCGAUCCUCGGACGUGCUUCGUACAAUACGAGCGAUGAAAACGACGCAAUGGACGGCGAACUGGUCUGCAGGGUGCUUCAGUUGAUGGACUUGACUGAUUCGCGGCUUGCUUCCGGUGGUUGCGAAAAACUUGAGCUUGCAAUGAUGUCGUUCUUCGAAGCGUUCCGCAAGAUCUACGUGGGUGAACAAGUGCAGAAGAAUAGCAAAGUGUAUAGGCGACUCAGCGAGGUGUUCGGCUUUAGUGACGAGAGCCAACUCCUUAGUGUCAUUAUGAGGAAAAUUAUAACAAAUCUGAAGUAUUGGGGUGGUUCGGAGCCCAUAAUAUCGAAGACUUUGGGCCUCCUAAGCGAGCUGAGUGGCGGGUACUCUUGCGUCAGGAAACUAGUCAAAUUGGAAGAGGUGCACGUUAUGUUGACACACCAUACGGCGGAACACUUUCCGUUUCUCGGCAUGGGUGCGAACACGGUAGAGAUGCGAUGUCGGAGCAUGCUGUACACAGCUCUCGGCAGACUGCUGAUGGUGGAGUUGGGAGAGGACGAGGAACGAUUUUACGCGUUUAUGAUGCCGCUCACAGCCGCCUUCGAGAGUAUAAUCGGUCUGCUGAACAACACGGAGAGUCCCAUGUUCGCUUCCGAGGACGCGAAGAAAACGCUCAUAGGCCUCGCGAGGGACCUACGAGGCCUCGCUUUCGCAUUCAACACCAAGACCACUUAUAUGAUGCUGUUUGACUGGAUCUACCCGGUGUACAUGAAGGUGCUCCUGCGCGGUAUAGAGCUGUGGUUCUCCGAGCCGGCAGUCAGCACGCCCGUCCUGAAGCUGGCGGCCGAGCUGGCGCAGAACCGCAACCAGCGGCUGCAGUUCGACGUCAGCUCACCCAACGGGAUACUGCUGUUUCGAGAACUUUCCAACAUCAUCUGCGCAUAUGGCAGCAGAAUCUUGACGAUAGACGUAAGCAAAAAGCAAAUGUACGCGAUGAAACUGAAGGGUAUAUCGCUUUGCUUCACCAUACUGAAGGCGGCGCUGUGCGGGAACUACGCCAACUUCGGUGUCUUCAGGUUAUACGGUGACGAGGCUCUGGAUAACGCGUUGAAUAUGUUCGUCAAAUUGUUGCUUAGUAUACCGCAAAGCGAUUUACUGGACUACCCGAAAUUAUCACAGACGUACUACGUCCUACUAGAAAGAUUGGCACAGGAUCACAUGCCGUUCCUAGCUAACCUACAGCCUGAUGCCACGUUAUACAUACUGUCUUCAAUAUCUGAAGGUCUCACAGCUUUGGAUACGAGCGUGUGUACGGGAUGCUGCGCCACACUGGACCACAUAGUCACAUAUCUAUUCAAGCAGCUAGUGCAAAAAUCAAGUAACAAAGUGUCAAACCCGAGACAUUCGGUACCUGAGACGAGUAACAUGUUUAUAGAAGUUCUACAGAGGCGGCCCGAGAUCAUGCAGCAAUUAUUGGCUACAGUAUUGAACCUCAUAAUGUUCGAAGAGUGCUGCAACCAGUGGUCGAUGUCUAGACCUCUACUGGGUCUAGUUCUGCUCAACGAGGAGCAGUUCGCGCGUCUGAGGGCGGACAUGAUCGCGCAACAGCCGCGCGACAAGCAGGCGCAGCUCGCGCAGUGGUUCAGCGGCCUCAUGGCGGGCAUCGAGCGGAACCUGCUCACCAAGAACCGCGACAGGUUCACACAAAACCUCUCAAUGUUCCGGCGGGACAUCAACGACCUCCUAAAAGGCAGCUCGGGCUAUUCCGGCUCGGUCAACGACAUGAUGACGUCAUAACGCCCUAGUAGUCACCACCCCUCGUCCUAGUGUAAGGCGUCCGUUGAACGAAUGACUGAGUGAAUGUGUAUGAAUUGUUGUUGUUUCGUUUGUGUAUGAGAAUCGGUCAUUGAAUGGAGGCAGGUUAUUGAGUUUUUCAUGUAACUAGUCCUAAGGUUCUAUACAGGGACUGCAUUGAGGCUGCAAGCCGACUGCAUUGAGGCCGCAAGCCGACUGCAUUGAGGCCGCAAGCCGACUGCAUUGAGGCCGCAAGCCGACUGCAUUGAGGCCGCAAGCCGACUGCAUUGAGGCCGCAAGCCGACUGCAUUGAGGCCGCAAGCCGACUGCAUUGAGGCUGCAAGCCAACUGCAAAAUUAGUCCAAAUAUACUGCCCGACUGUAUAGACAUUUAGCUGCUAUCCUUCUGGUAUAAAGUGGCUAACCUCAAAAAAUAGUUUUUGAAUUAUCGCCAAAAGACACGAAAAAUUAGAAAAACUAAUGUUUCAAGAAAAAUACGCCGUGUAGAACAUAAGUUUUCAAAAUUUACAAGUUUUUUUAUUUGUGAAAACUCGAAAAAUACUUUUUGUUGCUGCUUUUGGUACUUUUGUGUGAUAUUAAUCAAUUUCUUCUUUUAGAGUAAAGGAGUUAUUGUUUAAGAUACAUGUAUGUCAAAAUGUAUGACUAUGAAAAACUAAUAAGCCUGCCCUAAUAAUGAUAUUCCAAUUUUUAGACUCUUACUGUUUCUCUCCAUGUUGAAUAACAGUAGAUCUAAUUUAAUAAUUUGAUGCUGACCGCUUCCAAUAGAAUCGCUUCAUUUUUAUAAAUCCUCGCUCAUUGGACGUGAGCUAAAAUGAAGCUAUUCUAUUGCUAGGUUUGAAAAAAUCUCUUAGACAGUGCAAACAACGUGAACAUUGACGUGAUUGGUUGGCGAAUGGCGGGCGCACGCGAUUGGUUGAUCGGUCGGCGCCGGUGCACGUCAUUGGUUGAUAAGUUGACCGUUGCUUCAUGGAUUCGCCAAUUUUCCCACACUUCGCCGCUUACUGUUCAAGUUGUUUGCCGGGCGUUAUACAUUUAAAAUUGUAUUUAAAACGAGUGAAUAAGCAUCUAUGCAAACACGUCCAAUCACAGACCACAUCACCACUUCUCAUCAGGUGUGAUAGUGGUCAAACCUAUGUCUAUAGUGGAUAAAAACUAGCUUAACUGGUUGCAUCGUCUAAAAACCAUUUAAAUUAGAUCGAUUGUACAUAUUUCCUAAUUAUGUAAUAUAAAGGGUGAUAAUUUGAGAUGGAACAGUCAGGGAUAGGUUUUAAUUCUUAAACUUCAAAAUCACAACAUUUUGUAUAUUUUUUAUUUGAAGUAUAUACAUAUUAUCUUUUUUGCAGUACCACUAACUUUUCAGUUAUGUGGGUUUUAAGCAAUUGAAUUUCACUUGCUUUGCACUUGCUCGUUCUCCAUAAUUUUCUCAAAGGUUUGUGAAGUCUCCCAAUCUGUACUUGACCAGUAAACCCUUCUCUUUUGAGAGGAGAUCCGUACUCAGUAGUGGGCUGGCAAUAGGUUCAUGAUAAAGAUAUGUCUUUCAGGUUAGCUUGCUUCCAUCUUAGACUGCAUCAUCACUUCCCAACGGGUGAAACAGCAGUCAAGGGCAAGGUGCAAUUUGUAUCUAAAUAAAAAAGUAUGAUAAAUCAAGUCUAUUUGACUAAAUUUCUGACUGGCCCAUCUCAAAUAACUACCUUUUGUUAGUUUUUAUUGAUAUCACACAAAUCCUUUGUUUUAACUCUACGACAUGUAAAUGUUAUUAUGGAGUUAGUUUUAAGUGUUUUUUCUAAAUUCCUAAAUUGUGGCAAUAUAAAAAUAAUUUCAUUCUUUAUCUGAUCAAAUAACAGAAUCAAACAAGUUGACAUCAUGAAGAGCGGUAAAGAAAUCAUUAUUCUACUAUACUCCAUCCACGGAGAGAAUUUAGUAUAGGGCUUUCUCUUUUACGCAAUCACAUACAAAUGA